Messenger RNA from Ooceraea biroi (clonal raider ant), 3757 nucleotides. RefSeq names its product arylsulfatase B. The record is from RefSeq and is a predicted model, not a curated record. Gene Ontology annotation, molecular function: sulfuric ester hydrolase activity. NCBI's taxonomy places the organism in Eukaryota, Metazoa, Arthropoda, Insecta, Hymenoptera, Formicidae.
CCAUUAAAAGAAAUACACUUUUGCAAUCUUUUUUAUAAGACCAGAAUUCAAUUAUUGUAAAUCAUCUUCAUUUUAUCCGACAAAACUUCUUAAAAUCUUUGCUUACACUAUCACGAUUAAAUAGUGUCGAUAUUGAGAUUCUUUUUUGAUUUUCUUAAUUAUUGAAGGACUCGCAUAUUUUUUUUCUUUCCUCAAGAAGAAGCAACGUUAUGCUCUAGAUCUUAUCCCUGUGUUCCUUUCCCAUCGUGGGAAAUCCAAGUAUUAAUAAACCGGGGUGCCUCUAGUUUCGUAGUCAGUCAAAUCACGAAUCGCCGAAAGCGAGUUCAAUCUGCUCGUGUAUAUGGGAAAAAUGCAUUUGCUGCGUGUAAAUGAUUCAUCAAUUAGUGAUACAAGAUACAAUGAGGCUCACCAGACUCUAUCAAAGUCAUAAGAAAUAAUCUGUUAUUAGAAAUUUAUAUUGGCAUUUCAUUCAUCAGUUCACUCUUCGAUCCAGAUUUUUCUCUUGCUAAAAUAUGAUGCACGCUAUAUCACUGAAAACAUCAAUAAUGCAUCUUACUUACUUACUAAAAGUUUCUUAUUUAUAAGCACUAUCUUUGCACUGCGUAGAUAAUAAAUUAUCCUAAGAAUAAAAGGCAAAAACCAAUUCUUCAUAUACGAAACUUAUUAUGUAACUCAUUUCUGUUUCAGAGAUUCUCGAAAUGAGUAGACCAUUACUGGCAUGGCUAUUCGCCACGUUAUGUUUUACAAGCUUUCUAUUGUUCACCGCAAUCACAGCUUCAUUAGAAAAUGUGUCAAUCGACGAUAGUGAUGAAGACAAUACGUACAGAAAAAACAGACGAAAGAAGCCACACAUUGUUAUUAUUGUUGUCGACGAUAUGGACUGGAACGACGUUAGUUUUCACGGCUCCAAUCAGAUUUCGACGCCGAAUAUCGAUGUUCUCGCAUAUAACGGAAUUCUGAACAAUCAUUAUAUAUCACCACUGUGUACACCGAGUAUAACAUCCCUAAUGACUGGAAAGUAUCCAAUUCGCUUAAGCAUGCAACAUGGUGUUUUACUUUCAUCGGAACCACGUAGACUUCUAAUGAAUGAAAAAUUACUAUGGCAGUAUUUAAAAGAAGCUGGUUACAAAACAACACAUAUAGUAGGUAAAUGGCAUUCGGAUUUUUACACACAUGAGUAUACGUCAGCGUAUCGCGGGUUUGACAUGCAUUUCAGUUACUGGAAUGGCCAGGAUUACUACAAUCACAACGUUAUGGAUCCAUUUAGUAAUUCUAAAAAAGAGAAAACCUUAAUCAGUAGCAUUGACAUGAGGCGAAAUAUGUCAGUCGCAUGGGACACAAUCGACAAAUACUCGAUGGAUCUCUUUACCGAAGAAGCUAUACGUUUGAUUAACAUUCACAAUAAGGAUAAUCCAAUGUUUUUGUAUAUGGCCCAUCUUGCUCCCGAUAGUGGAAACAUGAACGAGUUAUUACAAGUUCCUGCUGAAGAGAUUGCCAAAUUUUCCUGCAUCAAGGAUCCGAAAAGAAGAAUUUACGUUGCUAUGAUUUUUAAAUUGGACCAGAGUGUUGGAGAAGUUGUAGAAGUUUUAAAAAAUCGCGGAAUGUUAGAAAAUAGUAUCAUUCUAUUUAUGUCUGAUAACGGAGCACCUACUGAAGAUAUCUUCCAGAAUUAUGAUAGUAAUUAUCUUUUGCGUGAUAUAAAAGGUAGUUCCCUUUGGGAAGGUGUGCAAGGAGCUGUGCAAGGAGUGGCUGCAAUAUGGAGUCUCCUAAUUGAAAAACGCGAACGAGUUUCGAAUCAAUUAACGUAUAUAAUUGACUGGUUGUUCACUUUGUUGUCUGCCGCCGGCAUAAACAAGAAAGAGAUUCCCAAAAUCGAUGACCACGACAUAUGGACAGCAUUAGUAUCUGAUGCGCGCAAAACCAGUUCCAGAUAUGCAGUAUUAAUAAAUAUUGACGAUAUCUACGAUUAUGCGGCAAUUCGUCAUGGUACAUUCAAGUACAUAAACGGUAAGAGUGAGCUGCAUUCUGCCUGGAUAGUAGACUCUGGAAGAUCAAACGUCGAACAACGAUCGCCGUACGAUCCUGACCAAGUGUUACAAAGCAGAGCAGGAAUCACUAUUGCCUGGAUGCAAACGAUCAGACAUGUAUUGGAGCGCAAAAGAGAAAAAGCUGCUCUCAAUCAGAUUGUUGUCAAAAAUUCGAAAAAAAAACUAUAUUGUGUGUGACUUGCCAGAUUCUGCAGUUAAGGCGCGAGGCACAAAUUCAUUGCAACGUAACGGAACAAGAUAAGGUGAGAAAAUGAAAUGUUCCAAUUUUAUUAUUAAUAUUUUAUAUCAUUUAAAUCUCUCGUAAUUAUUAAAUUAUUGGAAGCCUCUUGCUCUAUCAAAUAAUUUGGAGUAUUCAAUAAAAUUUAUUUCUAUUAGCCUCUACUAUAUUAUAGUCUGGUCAAACUAAAUAAAAGAUGUUAAUUUGUGCAUUCUCUAAAGACUCCUUGCGAUCCAACGAUAUCGCCGUGCGUAUUCAACAUCGAGGAAGAUGAUCAACAUCAUCGAUAAACAAUCAUCUCUCGUCAUCUCACAGCGAGAUUAGAAAUAGCUCCGGCAUGAUAUAGAUUAAGUAUGGUGCCAGUUAGUAACGCGAAUUUCGAUCCCCAAGCAAAUUCCAAAUUCUGGAACAACACCUGGACCUGCUGACAAGAUGCCGAACCAUGGGCGUUAACGCUUUCGUACACAAAUUAAAUUGCCAGCCGUCCAUAGUCGGACAUGUCCUUGCGCUUUCGAUUAUUAUCGGGAUCGCUCUAUUUAAUUGAUACUGUCCUAAAAAAUUGCGUCCUAUUGAAUAGAAUGACAAACACAUGUAAACACAAAAUAAGAGAUGAUUCGAUGCGAGAAAAUACGCAAAAUUUUAUGCAAGUUAGUUCUAUUGAUUGAGUCCAAUCCAGAUCACGCUCAAAAGUAAGGACAAAUGAGUUUGACAAAUAAGAUCCAUGACAUUUGUCUUUUGAUCAUAAAAGUCGAUUAAAGAAAAGAAAGAUGAAAGAAAUAAUUUCUAGAAUAAGCGAAUAAAAAAAUGUUAUGAUUUCUUGAAACUAUAUCAAUUUGGCGUAAAUCAGUAAGUUAUCUCAUUCAGAUCACAAGAUGUAAUCCCGGUGAUACGAGCAUUUGUAUCGCCGUAGAUAACAAUACGUGCUCUUACCCAGGAAUGCGCACUUGCCUAGCGCAAGUUCGUAAUUCCGUCAUAAAUCAUUAUCAUGUUUUAAAAGAUAGUAUAGAUUGUGUUACGAUACAAAUCGUACAGUUUGUACAAUUCGUAAUAAAAUUUCACAUUUCCUCUGAUAUAUACUGACAUCACUUAUGUAUUGACACUUCUCUUUUUCUGUACAAAAUUUUAUGGAAAUAGAGCAAUUGAAUAAUAAUAAUAUAUAACUAAAUAAUUUACGAUCACAAAUUACCAAUUUACAAAUUACAAAUUUGAAUCAUCUACGAUUCGUCUUCCGCAGUUUGCUUUCGAUGUAUGAUUAAUUAUUAUAACAAUAUUAAAAUUGCGUCAACAAGCCGGAAACGAAUCGUAGAUUAAUUUACAGAGUCCACACAAGAACAUAAAUAGGACUGAUAGAACUGAAACAUAAUGGCAACUUUUUGACAGACGUGCGCAUAUUCGGCAAUGCGAUACUUGAACAUGGUUUCAAUGCAUACGUCACAUUGCACAUGCUGCACUGCUAUGAAUAAUUUAGUCACUGAAUAAAAAGAAAAAAAAA